AUGCCUCCCGUCAUUAUUUCCAUGCAUUACAACGAGAUGAUGCUCCCUCCAUUCGUCGGCAUGGCCCCCUUCCUCAUCAGAGACACACGUCCCCGCCCACCAAGCACAGACACAAACCCCGGCCCCGUGAAAGGGCUCUUAAUGACCACACGCGAAAUCUGCAUAAACCUCUAUGAGAUCGCGGUUCUUCUGAAAGACAUCAUUGUUUUAUCCGGGGAGAUCAUAAUUAAGGCCGGUGAGGUGAUCGUAGCAGCGAUAGACCUUUGCGAAGUGAUUUUGGGUCCUGAUCCACCUGGUCCGAGGCGUGAUAAUGUUCCAACACGACGACGGGAUCCUCCUCCUCGUCCUAUUUUGCGAGGACGGAGGAAUUCGUCUCAUAUUGAGCAGGUUCAGACAGUUCAGACAACUACUACUACGGCUGUUGUGGAUGUUGAUGAUGAUCGAAUUAGACGGGGGAGGAUCUUUCAUGUUGAUUCUGAUGAGAGAGUUUAG
Molecule: messenger RNA, 492 nt
Organism: Penicillium angulare
Lineage: Eukaryota; Fungi; Ascomycota; Eurotiomycetes; Eurotiales; Aspergillaceae
Exons: 1
Coding region: 1-492 (163 amino acids)
Source: RefSeq, a predicted model, not a curated record